CAUGCGCAGUGUGGUUGGGCGAUACAUUUGAGCUCACCUUGAAUAUUAAUUCAAACUGAGAAGUACGGACUUCCAUGACUAGCGACAAUAUUGGAGUAGGACCAGAACAAGCAUUUAUUAUAAACAACUUUUUAUUGAACACGUUUUAAAAACGUGUGUUUAGUCACGGUUUUAUUGGUUAGCAUGUUUCCGUCUUCUAACAGGGUGAAACUGAACCGACUCGCCCUAAAAGACGUCGUUGGUCUCAAACUAGCUCCACGGAGGCGAAAAACCCCGAAGGCAGCCAUUCGCAUAUCACCCGACUCCUCAAAACAACGUCAAAAUGUACUUUCAAAGCCUUUGUCAGUGGAAGAGACCGCCUCUGUCUCUGGGGACCGAAAAGAAUCGAACCAAACUGUCCCAGAACCAAAGAGCUUGGAGAAACAAAACGAUACUCUCAAGGAUAACUUUAAAGGAAAACUGAAGGGGAACUACGAUGUUGCACAGAAAGCCAAGUGGAGAAAUGACCUUCAGUCGUGCACAGGGGACAGCAUGAAGAGUAAACGGAGCGGGCCAAACACUAAAGAAUUUGUUCAGGAUACACUUGUGAACCCAUCUGAACUUGCUGGUUCAGAAGGGUACUUAAGAAGAUCAGUUGGAGCCUCCCUCUGCAUUGCGUGCGGGGAAUGUAAAUACAUUUCCCCCCGGCAGAGGACCUUGGGUAAGCAAAAGCCUAAAAACUCUACCCCGGAUUCCGGGCCGUCUCCCGCUAUGGUUAAGGUCUACGGCGGGAAAAGAGCCGUUGAGACGGUGGAGAAGAUCGUCGUGUGGAUUAAUGAGUACCCCAAAGUAACACUUUGCGACAUUGCAGCAACGUACGAUAUAUGCAGUCAUAAUUGCGGUUACAUUUUACCAGAUGAUCUCAAGAACAAGAAGAUGCAUUGCUUCAAGCGGGACAUGAGGGCUGGAUUUCGAAUUUGGCCCAGUUGUAUAGGGCAUAACAGUGAGCAAGGUGGUGAGGCUAAAAAUAGCACCAGCAGUCCCAGUGUGCAGAGUGGAAACAGCAUCUGUCAGGCUGAAAGUCUGACAGAACAACACAAACACCCGCAAGAAGGCACAGCAUCAGAGUUCUCAAAGACGCCUUCAAAGCAUUUCUACAAUGGCUGGACGGAUGUAGACACCACUACUCCUGCUUCUCUCUUAAAAAGCAAACACACAGAAGAAGACGAGAUCAGGACUUGUGUGUUGGAUCAAUAUCAGCUGGUUGAUGCUGGACUUGGAUCUGACCCGAUUGCUUUGGAGAUUCACAGAGUCAAAAGAAUGAAGCUUGGGGACGGAGUUGAGUGCAGCAGAGUUUGUAGCACGGCCUCGAAAGAAAACGUAGUAAUCAGUGGACCUGAUCAGAAUAUUUUCAGUCCUACUGAAUAUAAUGUAUUUCAAAUAUCACCAGUGCUGUUCAGUGAGAAUGAUGAGGUGAACGUGGACGUACCAGAGUUUUUCACUUGCCAGAGAGUAAGGCCUUAUUUUAGGGAACUACGUAGUUCGUGUGCGCGAACUUACAAGUCCUGGCCUUUUCCAAAUAGUCAGCCGAGGUGUAAAGUUGGUGCUUCUGCCACAGCCUGUUCAGAGACGGGUUCAUCCCAAAGUAGCCCCAUUGACUCUGUGACAAAGAAUUCAAACCUGCCUAGUUCAUCCACAGGAGAAAACCACAACAUGACAAACCUGAGGACAGCGCAACAAUCUGUGCAGUUUGGAAAAUCUGUAGCCCAUCUUCAUUGUCGUUCCGUUCCAUCUUCAGGCCCAGGUCAGCUUGGUAUGGAGCCAGACGUUGGAGCUGGAUCAACUUUUCUGUUGAACCGCCUUGAAACAAACGGCUCCACCUCGACUACUACCACCCACUCAGUGCUCAGUCUUUGUGACUGGGAAGAAUCCUCUGCUUUGUCUAAUUUAUCAGAACCAUCAUCAAGCGGCCUUUCUGCCACAAUGUUUUCUCCGCUCCCUUCAACGUUCCUAUCAAGGAAAAUCCAAAACAAUGCGGGGAAAACGGUUGAGGAACCCCAACUCUCCUCAUUCGGUCCUGUAUCCUUUGCACUUCCAAACAACUCCUGCCAGAGUCUUGUAUCCUCCAUCGACUUCAGUUGUGACCAGAACAACAACGACGAAUGUCUCCCAAUGAAGAGCCCACCCAGGCUGGAACCAUACGACGCAAGUCCGUUCAAGCCAAAACAUUUGUGCAACGUCCCCAGACAAAACUAUGUGGACUUUGACGCCGAUGGGUUUCUGCUUCCCCCAGAGCUCUCCCCCAUCACCUCUCCAUAUAGGCACAUUUUAGGGUGUACCUCAUUCGAAAACCUGGAAAGAUUGGAAGAUAAGGAGGAGGUUAUGAACAAAGAUGAAACACCAACAGAUUUUUACCUGGCACAAGUGGCCAAUGGCAACACCGAGACCUCCAGUAUUUCUUCUGAACACUCCAGCAAAGAAAUGGAAGGCGCUACAAGUCCCAGUACUCCGACUGACAUCACCGCUUUCAAAUUGUUGUCUUCUCCCAGCAACACUGAAGUGGAUGGCGAUGAGGGUGUAAAGGAAACUUUAGAUGACUCUGAGAAAAACGUUGAGGAUGGUAAAAGAAGUUUCAAGCAAGGUCCCUUUGGUCCUAAAGUACAGGCAACGGUUGGUUCGAAUGUCCCAACCGAAGGCAGCUCGUCUCCCAGCAGCUUCUGUGAGGAACACACAGAGGAAGAAGACGAAGAAGAGCAAUGCUCUUCUACAGAAGAGGAAUUGAGCUCUUCCAACACGGAAGACGACCAAAGAGAAGCAGAGGGGACCAAAGAACAGGAGUCUGACGUUUUGGACGAGUUCACAGCUUAUGAACAGGAUAUCUUGCUCGUCGAUGUUGUGAAGGAGGAUCCGGAACUGUUUGAAAAUCUGCCAGAGAAGAGCCUGCUGAACCUGGGCCCCAUCAGGGACACCGCGGCUCCUAAAAAGAAACCAAUCCCGCCAAUAAAGCUUUCAUCCAAGACCACUAAGUCAUCAUCAGUGUUUGAUCAAAAAGUGACACCAGUUACAGUCGAUUUUCAUGAUGACUGUACUGAAAUUGCAGAGGAGAUGGAAAGCAGACCAUGGAGACCUCGGUGUAGCAACAUGACUACCAAAAAUCAAAAUCCAUACGCUCAAAGCGAACAUCUGGGACGAUCUGACAGAAACAGCAUUAAAAUGGAUGGAUCCCUGGAAAGUAAUUUUGGUCGUCUCAUCCAUCCACAUGUGACCUCAAGACUAGGACGGUGUAUAAAAGCCCCGGCUAACCUGACAGAUUUAAGGCGUCAGAAAUCAAAUGAAUACUGCAGACAGUACUUCAGUGAAUCGCUGUCCUGUGGCUUCAAAAUGUGUCGCUUCCAGCAUCUACCGGCGGAGGGGGACGAGAAGUUCUGUGUUGACAUGGUGACGAAGUUUGCCAAAAAUCCAGCGUGCCUCCAGAAAGCUGGCGCUGUGUUUACCGGGUACUACCAGAACAGCCCACCGGGGGCGUAUUUCUCCAUGCCGGCCCUCCUCACGCUCCUCUGGGCUCUGCUGAAAGCCGGCAUGAUGUCCAACGUCUUCUCAGUCCUCCGCGUCAGCUUGGCCCACAACAUAGUGCCGGGCCACGAGUUCCUGCUGGCUCUCUUUAACUACGUGAGGGACAAGGAUCUCAUGAGCUUCGUGCCCGAACUGAUGCAGCUCACAUUCAAGAUGGCCGGCGUCGGUUUGGAGCUGAGCUUGGACUGCAUAGACAACGUCAAACACAGCCCCAUGUUUCAGCAGGCGGCUCAUCACAACUCGCACCUCGCUUUGGGUGGAAACCACAACUCGUCUGCCUGCACGCAGAGUCCUGAGUAUCUGAAUUUAGUUCAUGGGAUUGUUGAAAUAGAGCUUUGUGCCAAGCAGGAAGACUGGAAACGGAUGGGAGAGGUGUACAGGUCCAUCUGCCAGUCCAGCCAACACCCAAACCAGGUGGAGCGCAUCAGCGGUCGCAUUGCUAUAGCGCUUCUGUCUGAGAGCAAAGACAAGGUCUUGCUGCCUUACGCUGCUUUCGCUGAGACAGUGCGCCAAAACGAAAGCAAGGAGAAUCUGGUGAAGACUUUUGUGGGCAGAAUCGGAGUGUCUUUGAUGUUGAGAUACCACAAAAAUCGCCACUGGAUUAAGGGCCGCAGAGUGGUGGAGGUGAUGUCCGCCUUAAAAGUCGACUACACAACACUGAAGAGCUUAUUUGGGAACGAGGACGGAGCAUCGCGCUGCUGCCUGAUCACUGUGGCAACGGAGCUCUUCCUCCUGAGUGGGAGUGUGGAGGGAGCGCUAAACACACUCCGAGAACACAACUGGUUCAUGAGUUCGGGUUUGUGGCCAUGCGAGCCCACUGAUCUGGAGGCCAGGACUAAUCUGCUGAGGCGUCUGGCUGGGAAAACCUCUCACCGGGACACCUUGGAGGUCCUCUGUAAUCUGCCAGGAGUUAAGGAACCAAGCGACCUUAUAGACAUCUCCAGGUACAGUCCUCUGUUUACGUCUCACCUUCAAGUGUGUGUGGAGAGGCAGAUUCUACCUGUAGCGUCAGACCUGCUGGACUUCAUGCUGAGUAAACAGCUGGCUGUCGAUCACUCACUGCUGCAGACGCUGCUCGAGAAACUGGGCAGGCAAAACUUGUGGCUGCGGGCGCGGGAAGUCUUCAAACAUUCCCUGAGUGCGGGCUACUACCCUGACGUAUCGGCUGCCCCUGGUUUGAUGGCGCUGGUCGUACCCUGUCAGCUCGGCGAGGUGGAGCUCGCUCUCGCCUUGGAGAUGUUUGUUUCCUUCAAUGCGUCAGCCAUUCUUCCUCUUCCAGACACCGCCACUUCUUCCCUGAGCAUCACUCUAAAAAGGACUCAAACCUGCGAGGGGGACUACAUCUCGGCAGGUAACCGGCUUCUCUCCGCAGCUUGUCUUCCCCAGCCCAAACUCACUGUCCGCUACACAGCGGUCAACUCCUCCCAGGAGCAGCUGUUCAGGCUGGACGUUCCCUCCGCGCGCCGCUGGCUCCGCCACAAUCACUUGUGGGCCAGCGAGAUGUGGACGCAACGACCCAGAAGUGUCAACCCCAACUGACGUCGGUAACUAUUGUGACGUCUUCUUGCGUCCGUGAAUUCUCCGAGAAACAUCAAUGAAAUCAGGUAGAACAGCGUGUUUCUGUUCUAGUUCUACAUUUCUUUUCUUCUUUACACGCGUGGCAACUCAGUCGCAGGAAAUCACAACCAAAGACUGAUGCCAGUUGAUCAAACUUUUUAUGUUCAUGUUUAUUUAAAGCUCUUUAUUUUCCUGAGGUAGUUUUGUUGGCUUUCACUCAGAGUUUUAAGGGAGUAACUUAGAAUUUAUUUCUUGCAGGGAACAAUCGCAUGUAAUUUUUUGUGGGGGGGGGAGGGUGGAGUGGGUGUUACAGUGUUAUCUGUAUAUAAAAUAAUUAAAUAUGUAUUUAUAUGACCACAUUAUGUUGCUGUAUUGUUUGUUACAAUCAAAACUGUUGCUUGU
This is a messenger RNA of Gambusia affinis (western mosquitofish), 5511 nucleotides long. It is a transcript of the gene topaz1, whose product is annotated as testis and ovary specific TOPAZ 1. The transcript is spliced from 20 exons. The record is from RefSeq and is a predicted model, not a curated record. Gene Ontology annotation, biological process: spermatocyte division; spermatid development. Lineage: Eukaryota; Metazoa; Chordata; Actinopteri; Cyprinodontiformes; Poeciliidae. The coding region runs from base 184 to 5091 and encodes 1635 amino acids.